Messenger RNA from Taeniopygia guttata (zebra finch), 8699 nucleotides. NCBI's taxonomy places the organism in Eukaryota, Metazoa, Chordata, Aves, Passeriformes, Estrildidae. The record is from RefSeq and is a predicted model, not a curated record.
AUGGGGAUUGGUGGGAUGAAAAGGGUGAAAGGAAGCAGCACAGGAAAGGACAGGGAGGACAGAGAGCAGGUGAACUCCCCAAAACAGUGCCCGGUGAGGUUACGGACAAAAGCUCACAGGGAGAAAAGAGGGGAGAGGCGUGGGAGGAGCAGGGCCUGGGAUGGCUGGGGUGGGCAGUCCCGGGGCCGACUGGGGCACAGAGAGGGCUGCGGGAGGACGGCCCCGAGGUCUGAGAGCCGCCGGGGCGGGACGGAAAGGCUGGGGCAGGCACCGAGGCGCCCUAGCCAUGCGGGGGCCGCGGUCACGGGGGAAGGCCGGGGUGGGAGGGAGGGAGCGGGCAGCCCCGCGGUGGUCGGGGAGCUCCUGCGGGGCCGGGACGGCCACUCGCGGCCUCCCCGCUCCGGCCCGGCCCGCGGCUCCGAGGCCGGAUCCACGAGCGGCCCGGGCAGCCACCGCCGCCGCCCCCGCGCUCCCGGGCCGGCAGCGCCCCCGGGAGAAGAAAGGCGGGCGGGCGGGCCGGGCCCGACCGCCCCUUCCCCCGGUCCCCGCGGCGUGACUCAGUGCCGGGCCCCGCGCCGCCGCCUUCGCGUCCUGCCGGGCCGGGCCGGGCCGGGCCAGGCCUCGCUGCGACACAACGCCGCGGCCUCCCUGCACUCACCAGCAUCGCGCGUCCCGCAGAGUCAGGGCCACGUCCGCCCGCCCCUUCCGCCUCCGCCGGGCCCGGAUCCGCCGCCGCCGCCUCCCCCCGGCGCGGCCCGGGGAUCGCGGAGGCGCCGCCCCUCGCAGCCGCCCCGCCCCGGCUCACGGCGGGCGGGGAACCGGGGCUGCGGCUGCCCGCGCCGGCAGGGCCCGGUGGGGCUGGGCCUCGGCCUCGGCCUGCGGCGGAGCCCGCCCGCCCGCAUGAGCCGCUCGGCGGGGGAGGCCGGCCCACCGCCAUCCCCUUGGCCUGCCCGAGGGGUCGGUGCUCCGACCCCUCCCCAGGUUAGUCCGGUGCCAGAAGAGCUGAAGGAUGAGCUGAAAGACUUGGGAGUGACGAUUGAUGAAAAACUCAACGUGAGCCGGCAAGUACCCCAGCUGGAACGCUGUGUACAGUUCUGAUGUCCCCAACAUAAGAAGAACAUGGAGCUGUUGGAGUAAGCCAAAAGGAGGCCUCGAAGCUGAUAAAAGGACUGGAACACCUCCCCUGUGAGCACAGGCUGAGAAAGCUGUGGCUGUUCAGUCUGGAGAAGAGAAGGUUGUGUGGAGACCUCAGCAGCUUUCCAGUAUCUGAAGAAUCCUAGAGGGAAACUGGAGAGGAGCUCUUUGUCAGGAACUGUAGUGAUAAAACACAGGGUAGUAGGUACAAAUUCAACAAAGGGAAUUUUAAGUUAGAUAUUUGGAAGAAGUUCUUUACUGUAUGGGUGGUGAGGUGCUGGAACAAGGGAAUAAGUUGUCCAGGGAGGUCGUGGAUGCCCCAACCCUGGCAGUGUUUAAGGCCAGGGAAGUGUCCCUGCACAUGGCAGGGGGUGUUGGGACUAGACGAUCUUUAAGGUCCAUUCCAAAACCUUAACAUUCUGUGAUUCCAUGUGUUUCAGGAUUACAUCAUUAGACAUGAUAAGACUUUCCUCCAUCCAUAGCUAAGGAGCUGCUUCUGUAUUUAUGAGAAAGACAGGUUUCCAAAGUGUCCUGGACACAGUGAAUGGCACCACACCAAGUCUGGGAGCCUGAAUGGAUGGUACAGCUGUGAGUUAACAGUGUGUCUUUGUCAAGCAAAUGUUAAACCAAACUGUGAAGCUCCUCUGAGCUCCUGAUGUGAAUAACAUCAGGAAUCAUUGCCUCUAAGUGCAUGAACAUUGCCUUGAAAACUGAUUAAAAUGUGGCUUUUGUAAGAGCUUAGAAAUCUUUCUGUAAUUGUAAGUUUCAGAGUAGUAACAAGACAACUUGAAAACAACACUGCAGAGAGAAGAGGGUAGAAAUUGAAAGAAAGAAAUUUACAUUGUUCAACUGUGAGCUGCUUGGAAAAUGUGUGAUGGUAUUUGGCCUGACUUAUUGAGAGAUACGGAGUUACAUGAACCUGUUUGCAAUCUGCAAACAAAUUAAAGCAGAACUAUCUACGGUAGAUAACUUUAAUGUAUGAUAAUAAAACAUAAACCUCCUAGCAAAUUUGCAUCACUUAUAUGUGGAUUGGAAGUGGGGCAGUUAUUUUUUCUUUCUAAAAGUACAAAAUUGAUGAUACAAAAUCAUACCAAAAUUAGGACAGGUUUCAGAAAAGUAGUGUUUUGGAGUCAGUUCUGUCUUAUUUAUUCCUGAAGACUGGAAUUAUAUUGCUGGAGCAGUUGUUGUGAAGAAAAAAACCCAAGGUUUGUAAAAGAUGCCAUAAAAAGUACUUAUCCUUUAUACUAUUAUCAAGAGUUAAACCUGUGAAAUUCAGUAGCUUCAUGGGAAAGGAAAGAGAAAUGGGGAAGCAAUAGGAGGAAACAGAAGAUUUCUUUUCUUUGCAAAGUGCUUCACUUGCAUUCUGGUUCUACUAGUUGUUCACCUUUUCUGAAAAUUUGCCUUCUCAAAGCUAAUGGUCCUUAGUCAUGUUUGUGCUGGAAAAAUUAUUUCCCUGUAUAAUAAUGCCUUCCCAUGGCCCAGCCUACUGAAGUGGACACAAGCAAAGUCACUGACAAAGCUCUUCCAAUGAAACAGUGCUGACUAAGGAGCACUGUGUGAAGAACUGGUUUAAUGUUCAGGGACGCUGAACAUUCAACCAGGAGGGACACUGUCUCAGUCAGCUGGGUGGCAUCACGACGCUUAUAUUUUGCCUAUGUAGGUAUACUUUGCAAAUACCAUUCCUGGCCAUGACUAAAUUUCUGGUUUGCUGACAUACAUGAGUUGUAGUAGAGGAGAGUUUGUGUGAGUCAGCAUCAGCAUGGCUAGUUCUGCAUGGUGUGUUAAACACUGGGACAGUGAGGGCAAACAAAAUAGUUUGUGUGGGACAGGAACCAAAUCCAAAGGAGGGUGGUCUGAUCAUGAAAAAUAAGGACUGGUUUUUCAGUCUUGGAAAGUUAGGUUUUGGUGCUGUAUUUUACAGCAAUUGUCUUUGCAAGAGGUAAAGGCAUCAUUGUUUUAAAGCCUAAAACAAGGGGACAAUAGAGCUAUAGAUAGCAAGAAAAGUGAAAGAGAAAUGACAGGAAGGGAACAAUCUAAAGGGAGAAGGAAGGCCUGGAUUGUGGAUUGGCAUGAUCUUGCACUAAACUGUUUUUUUUUUUUUUUUUUUUUUUUUUUUUUUUUUAGCUUUUGUGAUUAACUGCAGUAUAAGCCUGAGAUCUGACAGUUUGGAGUGUUGAAAUUUGUUUAUCUUUUUCCUCAAGGCUGCAUUAUGAUUUGUGCUCACUUUAUAGAGACAAGGCACGGCUCUCCGAUUUUAUUCACGCUAGUGGUAGCUGAGUUAACACUCAGAAAAGGUAGGCCAUAAAAAAAGCCAACUAGACAAUUCGGACAUGGUGCAUAACAUGGCUCCUUCAUACAUCCAUUGAAAGAAUUCCAACAGCAGGGUAAGUGAUCACAGAGAGAAAAGGGAACUGAAUGCAGGGAAUUGAAUGCCAAAAUACCUAUUACCAAAUUACUCAUUGCAGAACGGCUCAUGCAUUUUAAAUUGUCCAAUGGAAUUUAUGUACUUUGUGUGAAAGGAGAGAAACUUCCCCUUAGAGACUGAGGCAGCCAGAAUUUCAAAGACAGAUUUCGUGAGAGAAAUCCAGUCUUUUUUUUUUACUAAAAUGAACUUAUGGUGCUGCUGAGAGGGGCCUGUUUUCAAAAUAACUUGCAGGUCUCACACUUGUUGCAUCAGCAGUGAAUCAGCAUACACUAAGCAAGAAAAUUAUCAUUACAAUGUUUGCUGUCAGUUUAUGUAGGUAGCUCCCUCAGCAAAGAAGAAAAGCCUGAGUCAUUCAAAGACAGAGUUGCAGUGGCUGCUAGUUGAUUACUACUGUCAGGAGUCUGGGCUGAUUUGGAGGGAUACUUUCCCCGCUAGCUACAUGUGCAGUGAUGGUCUGAAAACCAUCAGUAAUUAAUUAUAUCACCCCCUUGAUACAGCCAGGAGGACAGGCUUGGUAUAGGCAGAGUAGGUGACAACCAGAUUUGGUAAAGGUUGCAUGGCUGUAUUAAACAUCUCUUGCUUUUUCUAGCAGAUUUGUUUUCCUUGGUGUUUAGGUAAGCUCCUAAGUGGUGGUUUCCCAUUUAAAUGCUUUAUUCCUGGUUUUGAGUUGAGCCCAGUGUGCUCUGUAGCUCUGAGAGCCUUUGUUUUUGAGCUAGUGAGAGGCUGCAGGCAUGUUUUUCCUCUUCUUGUUUCUUCUUGGGAGGAUUGCAAGCUAAGAUACAGGAAAUAAAAAACAACAUGUUUGGGAAAGGGAUAUAUAGUUGUGUACAGUAUGUAAGCAUACUACCAAUUUCUUCAGCUUUUUUGUUGAGUAGAAAAUUUGAGUUUCAGGAUAUUCCAUGAUUGCUUGUAAAUCAGUCUUGGACUCAGUCUCUCAUGCACAUUUGUAUAAAGUACUGGAGAAGAGAUAUCGUCUGUGCUUCUAUUCAGUGGAGCACAAAAGAAUAUGUGAAUGACAGAUGAUAUUCCACUACUUUGCUGCUUCGUGUGCUGUCAGUCUCUGUGAAGGUGAAGAACAUUUUGUGGAGAUCAAAUUGUUCUUCACAAAGGCCAGUCUCUGCAUGUGCCAGGCUCCUACAUUGAAUAAAAAGGCAGCCUAGGAGCAUUCACAAACAUGGUAACCUUUGGUUAAUCUGCCCCUUUAAUGAGCACAGGUCAAUGUUUUUAUUGUCAAGCACUCUGGCUGUAUCACCAGCAGGAACAAUAUGUGUAUACAGAUAUGUUUAUAGAGGGCACACAACCAGCUCUCCUCAAGCCUUCUGGUUUUUUCUCUUCUCUGACAGGUUGUCUGUCACCUGAACGAUUGAUUUUUUUAGAGGUUUGCAGCAGUCUGAAUUCCAGUAUUAGAGCAGAGAAGAGGAACAGAGAAAAGUUGAGUUAGAAGGAAGCUACAACCAUAUUUUACUCCAUGAGCACUUUAGCCUAAUCACUUCUAGUAGUUCUGACCUCAAACUGGGAUGUGGAGAUAUUAAGAAGAAUAGGAUCACAAGAAGUGAAGCAUCAUUGCCCAUCCAGAGCAAAGAAUAUUAAUGUCUCUUUGGGCAUGAGCAGAAGAUGAGCAAAUAUUCACCUUUUUCUAAACUUGGAGAUAUUUAAAUUCCAAAAUGGAGAGUAUUUAUUCAUACAUCUAAAGUCACACAGGUACUCUGGGAAUUCAUAAUAGACAGAUGGUGGUAGUGUUUUUGGUUGGUUGGUUGGGGUUUUGUUGUUUUGUUUUUUUCUUUGCAGUAAUUUCUAGACUACAAGCUUUCAAUCAUAAAUGGUCUACUUCCACUAAUGCCUCUGGUAUCUACUGUGGCAAAUAAUGCACUGAUCCACUGCCUUUUCUUUUUCCAUCCUGUUCUUCAUUGGGCUGAAGGUUUCUCUUUUGCCUGAGAACCAAGACUGAGCAUUGGUUUAACUCAUUAAAGCUCCUUCUUUGUAGGAGUUUUUACAGGCUGAAAGACAACCUUGGUUAUGCUUCUCUUUUUUUCUUUUUUAAAUUUUUAGUAGCAGCUAAUCUGCUGCUAAUGUAACAGAACUCUGUUUCAUUGAUCUUUAGUAAAGCUAAUAUUUCCUUUGUUUGUUUUCUGUAGUUAUUUGAUAUUUUGUGAUGGUGAACAGGCAGCUGUUCACAGACACAGCAUGUGUAAUGAAAGAAAUUGAUGUGUAUAAACAUUUUUCAUAGGGGAACACUGCUCUUCGGGCUUAACUUGUUUCUCACUAUAUUUUUACCUGAAGGACGGAGAACAAGGAAGAGCAGUGUCACAGGAGCAAGCCACAACUCAGCUUUUCACACUCAGCAGGUUCAGAACAACAGUUUUUCCUUACUGCAUUCUUCCUCAGGCUGAAACUUCAGACCUUCCAAGGCUCACUCUCCUUGGUUUGAGCCCACUGAGAUGCUUCACAGGACACAUUCUCUUGUAGGGUAGUUAGAUUCUCUCUGAUCAACAUUGGGUCUAACCUCUGUACAUGGAAUUCCUAAAAGCAGGAAGGUCUAGUAAGGUACAUGGCAGGAGAUUUUUCAUUUGACCGGCUUCUGAUUUUCAUCUGACAAGCUUCUGAUUUUUCCUUCAGUGCCACGAUACUUAAGAGUCUAUGUGCUUAAACCUUAUGGUUUAGGUCUUGUAGAAGUGUAAGAAAAUAGCUGGAGGAAAUAUUUGUAUGCUAACUUCUCACUAGCUUGACAGGUAAACAUAGUGAAUUGUAAUAUAUUAAAUAUGUGGGUACAAAUUACAAGAGGGGAAAUUUGAGUGAGGUAUUAGGAAAAAGGUCUUUACUGUGAGGAUGGUGAGUUGCUGGAACAGAUUGCCUAGGGAGGUUGUGGAUGUCCCAAAUCUGGCAGUGAUCAAGGCCAGGCUGGAUAAGGCUUGGAGCAACCUGGUCUAGUGGAAAGUGUCCCUACCCAUGGCAAUGGAGUUGGGAGUAGGUGGUCUUUAAAUUCCCUUCCAACCCCUUAACAUUCUGUUUCUAAAACAAUCCAUAAGAGAAUGAUUUGUAGUAAUUUAAUGUGUUAUCUGUACAUAUCAGUGCAUGGCAUCAAAAUAAGAUGAAUGUUUGCAGGAAUGGUAAGAAGACAGGUGGUUUGUGUGGUCAGGAAAUCAGAUGAUACCUGAAAAGCUGACUGAAAUGUAGCCUUCACCACAGAAAUCUCUGCAAGUCGCUGCUUUUGAUAUUUGUGGUGUGGGUCUGUGGGUACCUAUGACAGUGACAGGAGCUCCUGCACCUUCUGGGCAUCUACAGGCUUUGAAGAUUGCUUUUUCCAUGAAAAGACUCUUGCUCUGGGACUGACAGUGAGGCUUAUGAGCAGACACAUCAGCCAGUGCCAGAGGACACUGGUCCUUCACCUGGCAUUGCAAAACUCAGCAGUGCUGCCCUUUACUGAACAUGCAAUGUGUUUCUCUAACACAGAGAUUUCAGUCCUUUCCCUCUUUGCUCCCAUGGCCUGGCUCUUCUCCCAGCUAGGGAGGUUACUAUUUCUUGAGCCUUUACUUCUAGGGUUGCUUCCCUUUCAGUACCAAUUCAGGACCUCUCAGGAACUGGAAACAAGCUGCUCCUUCAUGGCUUCUGUUUCCUGCCUUUGCUUAUGAACAGCUCUGGCAAGAGCACUGCUGCUGCAGCUUCUUCCAACUUUGCCCGAAUGCAGCUCUGCUGUCUCUAACUGGUGUCCUCAGCACAGGCCCUCCAUUGCACUUACCAGUGCUGCUGGAACGUGAGGUUUGUUUCCACUAACUCAGGAGCUCACUGGAGGCAUAGAUACAGGCAUAGGUAUAGAUGUGUGCUUGUGUGCCUGCAUCUUUUCUUCCUGGUUGUUUCUAAGAGAUCAUUAUGCUUGUUUUGUACCAGGAGUGGGCAGAGGCAGUAGCAUCUUCUGCUGCUGUUUUCAAUGUGAACAAUGGUGUUUUGCCUAAAAGAACAGUUUGUUCAGACAGACACAAGUGUUUCCUCGUUUCAGAUAGGAAUCCAUCCAUCUUCAGUAGCCUACACCAACGUCUCCAAUGACACACUGGGUGGCUUUCCCUUUUCGCCCACAGACCACUCAAGAAGAAAACCUUAUGGGGGGGAGACCAACAGUCCUUAUGCAUUCCAGGGGUGAACAAACGUGCUGGGGUGAUAUGUUCUCAAAGCCACAAUCUCUAGAGAAUGCAUUCUCUCUAUAGAAUACAGGAUCCUUUCCUUCAGUGGUACUUAUCUGAGAUGUUUUAAACUGAUCUACACAACUGAGUUGGUUAUUUGUUUUCCUUUAGUGUUGCAGGGAAAACCUGUUCAGUCCACAUGGUUUAAAGCAAGUUGGGAUCUGAGUGCUUUACUGAUCUGUCAACAACAUGAAAUUAAGCAGCAAUCAGUGAAAUGUUGCAUUUGAGAUCAACAGUAGUAAUACAACAGGUAAACUCCCAAACUAGACAUAUACUCAUGUUAAUGAGCACCAGAAGAUUUCUAAACCCCUUCUGUAACAAAAGCAGAAGAGAUUUCUGAAGUGCUCCAAGCCUUUCCAUAAGAAAGAUAUGGAUUGUGUAAAGCCUUGGUGAGAACUCAUUUACACCCAUGGUAUAAAUUCCUUUCUUUACAUAGUCUGGAUAUCCAGAUGAAUUUACAGGGAUGCCUUGCAGCUGUACACAAUGUGUGGCCUCCAAGGACAGGGAUGGCCUCAUGAUCACAGGGACUUGGUCUCUAGACUUUAAAGGUUCAGUAAAGUCAAAACCUUGAAUUAAUUUUCUAUACCGAGCUAGUAUAAUCGCUGAAUGUCCAAAAAUAGUUUGUGUGAUUCUUGUCUAGAUCAGACAGAUUUUAGUGAUUUGCCUAAUGAGAGCUGCCAAAAUGCCUUAAUGUUCCUAUCUCAGAAGUCUGAGAGAUACCCGAUGAAUUUUUAUAGCUUGGAGACCCAUUCUGCUGGCUAAUAGCAACUACCUUCACAUUAUUGCAAGAAAAAGGUGGUAGACUUAAACUCAGUACAGCAAGUAAUCACUUUUACCCUAAUUCUCUUGUGUUUUUUCAGAGUGAAGUACAUAAAACCCAGAUAGUAACAGAUGAUGUACAUUUUCUUAAAAUGGUAAAUUACAAGUCAAUUAUGAAGGAAUUAAAAUUGCUGUUGUAAAAUAAA